Quercus robur (English oak) is the source of this 2368-nucleotide messenger RNA. Its product is annotated as bZIP transcription factor 29-like. Gene Ontology annotation, molecular function: DNA-binding transcription factor activity. NCBI's taxonomy places the organism in Eukaryota, Viridiplantae, Streptophyta, Magnoliopsida, Fagales, Fagaceae. Gene Ontology annotation, cellular component: nucleus. The transcript has 5 exons. The record is from RefSeq and is a predicted model, not a curated record. Bases 277 to 1980 code for a protein of 567 amino acids. Gene Ontology annotation, biological process: regulation of DNA-templated transcription.
UUACAUAUUGUCCGAAAAGAGUGAAAGAAAUAAUAAAGAAAAAGACAAAGACCCAAAUAAAUAAAUAAGUUUUCUAUACAAUACUCUUUGCGGCAAUUCUGAUUCUGAAAACUUUUCCAAACCCAAGCUUCUAACCUAUUUUCGUGGAUAUCACCGCCACACUUGGUUGAUAAACUUGGUGGGCUGAUAACACUUUUGUCUUUGCCGUUCACUGAGGUCUGUGAGUUGCUAUUUCACUGUACGAGGAUUUGAUUGAAGGUUUAGUAUUAGAGGGAGAUGGGUGGCACUAAUGAAAAUGGGGCUGGUAUGCAAGGGCUUCAAUCUACAUUUGGUUUGAAGCCAAAGAAUCAAUUUGAUGUGCAAAAUUUCAAUACCCUUCAAAAGGGUGUGCCUAUGCGUCAAUUGCCACAAAAUUUGAGUCCUAGUAGUGAGAACAGUAAUAAGAGACCUGGUAUACCACCCUCACACCCCAAUAACACUGCUAAUUCGAUGCAGUACUCACAGUUUACGGGGUCCAGACCAGCUUCUAGGCAGCCGGGUUCGCAGAAUUUGAGCCCGGGGCCUUCCCAUACUAGGUCUUUAUCUCAACCUUCAUUUUUCAUGCUUGAUAGUUUGCCCCCUUUGAGCCCUUUGCCCUCUAUGAGCUCUCUCUCAGACCCGAUUAUGACUGAUGUGUCUAUGGAAGAAAGUGUUGUUAAUUCUCAUGCCCAGCCUCAUGGUGGAAAUGGAGGUAAUGCGUUUCGGGUUGGUGAGGGCCUUCCACCUCGUAAAGGUGGACACCGUCGUUCUAAUAGUGAUAAUCUUCCGUUAGGAUUCUCAGCCAUGAUUCAAGCUUCCCCACAAUUGAUGCCCAUUGGGAGUCGGGGAGUUUUGGAACGGUCAGUUUCUGGGAGAGAGAAUUCGGGAGCGGAAAAGCCAGCCACGUUGGUGAUGAAAGCGGAAUUGAAAAGGGAUAGGGAUGGCAAUAACAUUGCUGAUGGGACAGGUGAAGGGAAAUCAGAGGGGGAAAUUUCAGAUGACUUGAUUAAUGUAUACAUGAACUUUGAAAACAUUGAUAAAAUGAACUCAUCUGGUACUGAGGAAAAGGAUUUGGAUAGCAGAGCCAGCGGCUCGAGGACAAAUGGAUGUGAUAGCAGUGAUAAUGAGGUGGAAAGUCGGAUAAAUGGCUACCCAAACAGUUUGCAAGGGUUAAGUUCUGGUUUUCCUAAUGAGAAGAGGGAAGGAAAGAGAAUUGCUGGUGGAGAAACGACACCUACUGUUCGACACUAUAGAAGUGUUUCAAUGGAUAGUUAUAUGGAUAGUUUGAAUUUUGAUGAUGAAUCACCAAAGCUUCCGCCUAUAGGAACUGUGGCGGUUCAACACUUGCCUAGCAAUGCAAUUGAUGGGAACUCAAGUAAGUUCAGCAUGGAGCUUGGAAAUGUUGAGUUUAGUGAUGCUGAGCUGCAAAAGAUCAAGGAAAAUGCGAAACUGACUGAGAUUGCACUAUCAGACCCCAAACGUGCCAAGAGGAUUUUGGCCAAUCGUCAAUCAGCUGCCCGUUCUAAGGAGCGGAAGACACGGCACACUGCAGACUUAGAGCACAAGGCACAAAUUCUAGAGACAGAGAACACUACAUUGUCUGCAGAGGUUACAAAGUUACAGAGAGAGUCUAUUGCACUUCAGAGUGAGAACAAGGAGUUGAAAUUUCGCCUUCAGGCCAUGGAACAAGAGUCCAAACUCAAAGAUGCUUUGAAUGAGACCUUGACCACAGAAGUCCAACGUUUAAGGCUGGCUGCAACAGAGUGUGGUGGUGAAGGCUACUUGGCGAACCUCAUGGCCCAGCAGCUUUCCAUUAAUCAACAGAUGUUUCAGUUGCAGCACGCCCAGCCCAGGCAGCUUUACCAUUUGUCGCGGGAGCAACAACAUCUACUGCAACAGCAGGCACAAUUGCCGCCCCAGCAGCAGAAUUGUGAUACGGGUGAGCAAGAGACGAGCCAGUAGGCUGGCCAUCCAACCGCUAGCCUCAAUCAAAACUGCAUGGUUUCUUUUAACUUAUUUUGAAAUACAGGUAGUGUGCGAUCGUAUAUAAGCUUCUCGAAAUCUAUCAAUAUAUAAUUAUUUAUUUUAUUCAACUUAGUCAUUUUUUUAAACCUGGUUGGCUAUGAGAUGUAUUUAGAAUUUGAGCUAAACUCUAUGUUUAGUUCUUUCUUCUGAGCCAGAGCCAAGAAAAGUUCUUUUCUGACAUUAUUAACAAUCUAUAGUUUUGGUUUUGGCUACAUAUUGAUACUCAUAUGUCAUUUUCGUGGGUAUAAUAUGGCUGCAUGUUGGAUUUGUUACCCAUGGAUGAUAUCUUUUAGGUUUUGUUUGCCACAAGCUCCUUCUAACAGUA